Messenger RNA from Rhinichthys klamathensis goyatoka, 928 nucleotides. Its product is annotated as pro-neuregulin-2, membrane-bound isoform-like. The coding region runs from base 62 to 928 and encodes 288 amino acids. Gene Ontology annotation, biological process: activation of transmembrane receptor protein tyrosine kinase activity; cell differentiation; nervous system development. The transcript has 4 exons. The record is from RefSeq and is a predicted model, not a curated record. NCBI's taxonomy places the organism in Eukaryota, Metazoa, Chordata, Actinopteri, Cypriniformes, Leuciscidae. Gene Ontology annotation, molecular function: protein tyrosine kinase activator activity; chemorepellent activity.
ACUUACUUCUCCUGCUCCACUUUAAUCCGUCCCGUUGAACGCAAGAGACGCGAGCGCGAGGAUGCGGCGGAUUCCGUCAGGUCGCGGUUGUUCCGCGCUCUCCGCGCUCUGUGGAGUCGCCGUGUGUUUGUGCCUGUGGACGCGCGUGGUCCGGGGUGGGAGCGUCUCGUGCUCGCCGCCCGCGGCGUCGGUACAGGAGCGCGUGCGCCGCUCGGGGGUCGUGUUUGAGGGCAGGCUCCAGGAGGAAGAGUGGCCGGGCAACGCGUCGCGUCAGGUGCGCGUCAGGGUGCAGCAGGUGUGGCGGCUGAAGGCGGGAGGGCUCCUCAAGAACUCGGUGGUGUCGCUCAUCUGGUUUGAAGGUGGCAGAUGUUUCCAGCUCAACACCGGGAUCCGGUACAUGUUCUUCAUGGAAGCCACUAAUGACACGUCCGUGUUCACGCCGGUCUUCCCUCCGCUGGAGACCAAGCGCGCCGUGAGGAAGGACGUGAGUCUAGAGCUCUGUCAGGAGUGCGCCGAACCCAAGGUGAAGGAGCUGCGGAGCGUGACGGUGCAGGACGGGAAAAAGACCGUGUUUAAGUGUCAGGUCGUGUCGGGAAACCCACCGCCCAGCGUCAAGUGGUACAAGAACGGGCAAGAACUCGCAGGCAAAAACAGACCCAAAAGCAUUAAGAUUAAGGAAAGGAAACAGAAGAACAUAUCCGAGCUACUGAUCAGGAAGUCCACAGAGGGGCACGCUGGUUUAUACACCUGUGAGGCAGUCAACAAAAUUGGAAAAACAAAUACUACAGCGAGCCUAACCAUCAUCAAAAGAAUGCGUAUGACUUUCUCUUCAGUUGUUCCUGAUAGGACAUCAGCAUGUGUCCAUAUAAUGCGAGUCCACUUCCUCUGUGAGAGUCGAGGGGUCACGACUGUCGACCUGACCUCAUGA